AGACAGACUGCAGGCAGAUAAGAGGAAAAGUAAUUCUGAAGUAAAGCACAAAUGUAUCCUUAAGAAUUAAAAAAUUUAAAUCACCCUCAUACUGGACUCAAAACCUGAAUGCGGAGCAAGCAGCAAGAAAAAGGGUGCCUGUCCCUUUAAGGAAAUUUGACACCGAGGAAACCAAAAGCAAAAUACUUCUGGAGAAAGGGAACUGAGCCAUACUCAUUCUUCUCACUCCCACACCAACAAGGAGCAACAAGCAUCCUGAAAGUGACCGUUUCUAACUGCAGAAUGUGAGACAGCUGCCGCGGUUCAGCGAUAUAAGAAGACUUCACCAGUGUACGAAAUUCUGAUGUCAACAACCAGAAAUGGCAUCUGGCAGCAGUCUCUUCUCUGAGGACCAGUUUCUGUGUCCCAUCUGCCUGGAUGUCUUCACUCGCCCAGUUUUCACUCCAUGUGGACACAACUUCUGCAUGUUGUGUAUCGAAACCUACUGGAAAGAUGCGCAAGUCUGUCGGUGUCCUGUCUGUAAUCACGCUUUUGAAAGAAGACCGGAUCUCAAGGUCAACACUUUCAUUUCAGAGCUCGCGUCAAACGUCUUGUCGCUUAAAGCUAAAGAUUUUGACACCUGGAGUGCUCAUUCACUGCAGGCCAGCCCUGGAGCUGUGGUGCUAUGUGGCAUCUGUACCGACACGCCGCAAGAAGCAAUUAAAUCAUGUGUGGAGUGUCAGACUUCAUACUGCGACGUUCAUCUGGCGCCUCAUCACCUUGCUCCUGGACUGAAGAAGCACACGCUGAUUGAACCUGUGGCGAGCCUAGAGGGGCGGAUCUGUGAGGUACAUAACAAGCUGCUGAUGUGGUUCUGCAGAGACGACAGCGCUCUGCUGUGUGACGUCUGCUCCAGCUCCCGCCACAAGGAGCACUCUGUUGUUCCUGUGGAGCGGGCGUACGACGAGAAGAAGAACCUGCUGGAGCACACUGAGGGUAAAGUGCAGCGGAUGAUCCAGGAAAGGCUCCAGAACGUUGUGAAAGUGAAGGAAUCAGUAAAGCUAAGCAAGACAGAAACUGAAAAGGUGACUGCCAGCGGCAUGCAGGACCUAACAGACCUGGUGUCUGAGAUUCAGAAGAGUCAGACAGAGCUCAUCGCGGUCAUCGAGGAGAAGCAAAAAACUGUAGAACAAGAAGCAGGAGGGGUAAUUAGUGAUAUGGAGAAGGAGAUCACAGAGCUGCAGUUGACAAGUGUGAAGCUGGUUGAGCUAAAGCAGACUAAAGAUCAGCUCCAUUUUCUCCAGCACUACCCAAGCUCCUCUGUCCUGCCUCAAACAAUGGAUCCUUCCAAUCUCAGCUUUAACCGACACCUGGAGAUACAACACGUAGGCGAAUCUUUGAAAAACUCCGUCUCCCAGCUGCGAACAAUGCUCAACAAAAUGAACACAGACAUACAAAAACUGUGCGACAGAUCAGACGUGUCAAAUAAAGCCACGCUCAGAUAUAUGCAGCAGUACGAAGUGAACGUCUUGCUGGAUCCGGACACGGCUCAUCCUCUGCUCAUGAUAUCGGACGACUUGAAACAAGUAAGAUACAGCAUGCGCUCAGGAUGGUGGGCAAACCAAAUCUCGAACCCAAGCAUGUUCACUGAGCAUCUUGCAGUUCUGGGAAACAGAAGCUUCUCAUCCCGCAAGUUUUACUUCGAGGUUUACGUGGGUCAGAAGACCGAGUGGUGUCUGGGCAUGGCUGCUGCGUCGGUCCAGAGGAGAGGGUCACUCAGUCGGGAUUCGCGUAGUGGGCUGUGGGCCAUGUGGUUCCUGGAAAAUAAGUUUGAAACCUUCAACUCUCCGGAUGAGCCGGUACACUUUGGGAAAGUGGAGCGGAUCGGGGUUUUUGUGGAUUACGACCGAGGUCAAAUAUCAUUUUGGGACACGGAGGCUGCAACACUUAUUUACUCUUUCACUGAGUGUUUCUUUACCGAGGAGCUCUAUCCGUACUUUAAUCCCUGUGACAAUGAAUUUGGCUCCAACUUAGAUCCCAUGAUAAUAGUUCCUGUUGGUGAAAGCGAGUCAGCGGGGCUUCAGAGACUCACCCUUUGAAUCAAAUAUAUUAUUCUGUUUGAGUCUUUGUGGGGUAAAAGCCAAGUGCCUUACAUUUAAAGACAUAUAUCCAAUAUGAAGGACGUUUUGGAUAUUUAAUGUCUUUAAUAGAUAUUUAUCAGUGAGAUAAUGUGAAUACGAGAGGUUUUUCCCUGCUAAAUUUGCUAAUAUACUAUCCAAGUACAGAUUUUUUCAGUUUUGUUUGGUUUCUUUUUGCUAUUAAUUAGCUAGAGAAAAAUAGAUCAACAAUUCUAACGUGUUUCAGCUCCUCGUCAAACUGACACAACAUUCGGGCGUUUUUCUCUCGUCUGAAAAUGUUCAGGUACAAGGAUGGGACUGAAAAUGAGGGAAAAAUCUUCCAGAAAGCCUGAAGAACUAUUGCUGCAGACCACUUUAAAAUUACAAGAAAGACUGGCUCCUUGGAAAGAAAAUAUAAAGUAAUGACAGUAGAAUAAAUCCAGUUUUGACAAGUAAAAAGGAAAAGCAAACUGAUAAAAACAGUGAAUGUGAAUCUCAAUAUGAAAGUCUCUCAAUGUUCGUUUUAAUGGAGGAAAAUAAUAUUCAAACCUUCAGAAAGUUUAGAUGUUGUUAAGGGUUCGAAAUUGGUAGAGAGUACAAAACCAAGACAGUCCAGAAGGUCUGGGUCAAAGCAAUCUUUAUUGAAGUUCACGCGCGGGAAGACAGUCACUGCAUACAUCAGCAAGGGUCUUCACCAAAAUUAUACUUCAGAUCAAUAUUUCAAACUAGCACAUUAUCACCGCAAAUGCAAGGCUACUAUAACACAACAUCAGCGUUAUUACUGUCACUCUCCAUGUUCUUCAUCUUGUGAUGGCUCUGGGGUAAUCUGAACGUCCUCGCACAAAUCUACUAUAGCACUAAAUAAUGAAAAGCUCGUGGUCAACCACCAGACAAUUUCAGCUUCUGUAAUAGUUGUGGCCACCUCGAUAUCUACAGGGUCGUCAGGUGCGUCUGCCCGUUCUCCACGGAAAACACGACUCGCCCUGUACAGACCCUCUCCCAGAGGAAUAAGUUUUAUUCUGCAGUACCCAAAAGUGAACAUCUUCCUGUUUCAAAGUAUGAUGUGCGUUAUGAGAAAUAGCAAACAAAAUUAAUUUAUUUCUACCAUGUGCUGGGCUGCACCGCACAUGUAAUGCAGCUGAAAAUGUAACCUAGGCAUAUAACAGGAAAUUUAACAUAGGCAUAUAACACAACAAUGGCAUGUAACUCUACAGUUCUGCGGCCUCCUCGCUAUUGUGUUCCACAAUCUCACGCAGGGAGGUUACCAAACGCAGGCAGUCAUUUAAUAACAGGGGGAAUUCUGUUUCAGUCAAAUUAAGAGUGAUACUGAAGUUAUGAUCAGUAAGACCAACCUCACAGCAAACACGCAGCUCAGUCUCAACCCACCACGUGUCACCAUUUGUCAUUGGAGUCAACACCAGACUGAAAGUGAAUCCAGUCAUAUUUCUACUAACUGACUCCAAAUCAAUAUCUUGUGUGUCAUCCAUUAAAUGUACAUGUGCUCUUUAAGAAUGAAAGUCCAAUAUCCCACACACACAAAUACAAUGCCAGCUAUCCGGUCCACUGGAAGUCAAUGUCAAAAUCCUGAAAAGCGCGCUCACAAAAUCCUGGAAAGUCACGUUCCGCCUCAAUGGGAUCACUAUUGUCAUUACAAUAUAAUUCCAGUGCCCGAAAUAUAAUCAAACUACGAGCGGUAAAGUCUAAUAACACUUGUUGGGAGUUUCUUACUACUGCAGUUACUAAAAAACCAUAAUGAACAUCUGAAAGCACAGCUUUACAACGACAGGUGACGUUUGCAAUGUCGCCUGUCCAUGUAUAGUCAACCACACAAGAACCGUUAUCAAACAUGCGAGCGAAAGGAGACAGGAAGUUAUCCCCUCCACUCAAACAGAAUGUUAAACUCACUGAAUGCAGUUGCACAAAAUAUAGCAAAGUCCCGUUCGGCGUCAGUGGGACUUAAGUUUCUAUGUUCUCUACAGUAUAAUCGAAUAGCCCGAAAUAUGAUGACACUACUGCAUGCAAAAUCUACUAAUCUUUCUUCUGAUCUUUCUAUUACUGAAGUAACUUUAAAACCGUAAGUAAUGUAUGAAGAGACAAGGUGACAUCGACAGGUUACAACGUAAAGAUCACCUAUCGGCGUAUGUUGAAGUAAGCAAUACCCUGAAUCAGACAUGUGUGUCUGUGGAAACUUGAUAUUAUAUAUUAAAAUAAUAAAAGUACAAACAAACAAGAAAACGCAAGUACUAUUAAGUUCAUCAAGAGUGAAAUAGUUCCGGUACUUUGAAAAUACAAAAUACAACAAUUCACAAAGUGGCAAUAAUUUUAACAACCGUAAUACAAACAAAGUAGAAAUAAAAAGUUAUUUCCUUAAAACACCAUAUGUAACCACCGUAAUGCCAACCAAGUAGAAAUAAAAGUAAUUCUUUCCUUAAAACACCAGCCAGUCGUCUUUAACCCAGGCUCUGCAGUCAGUCAAUGUGCAUUUAAUGACUAAUGAGUUAUUUAUUAUCAUAGUUUUUCGUAUAAUAAUUAAAUUAUUUAGUCUAUCACGUUUUGACACAUUGCCAGGCAGCUUCAUAAUUGUCUUAUGAAUGUAGGAUGGUGGCUUCAUCUUAUAAACAGGCAGACUAAUUCAUUACACUACAAAUAAAAGACUAAACUAUAGAGGGGGGUUUUUCUGCUACAUAUGGUGACGUCGGUUUAAGUGUGAAAGGUUCGAGGCUUGUAACGAGUUCGGCACUUCGUGCUCAGAAGAUAGAACAGCAUGUUAACGAGGCAGAAGAAUGGGUGGAAAUAAUAAAAUUGAGGAUUUAACUGAAAAGAAAGUGGUGCUGUAAAUGGGAGCAACACCUGUGAUUUCAAGACAAAAUAUGAAUUCACCAGGUGUUCUUACUUAUAUAGCCGACAUGGAAGUACGAGUGGAGUGUGUAAAGUGGUGAAAGGACUAAAAGGAUGUGUUCUUGUAAGUCACGAAUAGAUGCACAUUUUGCACGUGUUUACGGAUUUGUAGAAAGAAAUGUUGCUGCUGAGUAGUGUAUUCUUUUGUAUGUGUUUUUGGGCACUGUGAGCACUGCUAAAGUAGAUUCCAGUAUAUUAAACAGAUACAACAGAUAUAUCCACAUAGCAAGUCAGAGAAAAAAAACUGUCCCUUUAAUUUUGAUAUAUUUAAUAUUACAUAUAUACCUGAUUGAAGACGAUCUGAUUUAAUUUUCAAGUGUCAAACUGGAGUCAUUAGCUUAUAAUGUGUUAAUAUCAUACAGGUGUGCUGUAAUAUAUAAUUCCCUGACUCAUUGCAAUGGGGUUUUUUGGGUUGUUUUUUUUUUUUUUUUUUUGGUUUUUUUGCAAUAUCCAAAUAAAUAAUAUUUGUGAGGAAUGAAAGUCAAAAUAAAUUGUAGCUCCUUUUUUCACCUCUCUCAUAUCCAGCACAGUUUAGAAGUUAAUGUAAUGUGUACAGAAAGAAAGUGAUAGGUUUUUGUGUUAUUGGUUAGUUGGCAGUACUCCGCAAACAAAUGAGGCUUAAAAUACACUGAGAAGUCAAGGAGGAGCCAAACAGUCGUGUCCAAGGCAAAUAAAUGUUGUUGUACUAAAAUCUGGCCAGUACCUACGGAAGAGGAUUAGGGCCACUGGAAGAAAAAAGAAAAAAAAAAGUGGGCAUGUCUUUUUUUCUUCUUCUUCUUCUUUUCCAGAAUUCUGAGAA
Molecule: messenger RNA, 5793 nt
Organism: Pelmatolapia mariae (spotted tilapia)
Lineage: Eukaryota; Metazoa; Chordata; Actinopteri; Cichliformes; Cichlidae
Product: E3 ubiquitin-protein ligase TRIM21-like
Exons: 3
Coding region: 360-2078 (572 amino acids)
Molecular function (GO): protein binding; zinc ion binding
Source: RefSeq, a predicted model, not a curated record